AUGGGAAGAUCCAAGCGGAUUCCAGGGUCUAAGUCAAUGAUUGUGUUGGGAGAUAACCGGGGCUACAUUCAUUACCAAGGAAUGCCCAAAUUCUGCAGAAAGUGCGGCAAAAUGGGACAUUUAGCCGAUGCAUGCCAGGAGUUAAUAUGUGGGAAGUGUAGAGGAAUUGGUCAUGUCUUUGAAGAAUGUACCAUUGGCAGGCGGUGUAAUCUUUGUGGUGACACAAACCAUCUCUACAGAGAUUGCCCCAAGAGUUUUGCCAACAAACUGAAAGGUAACAAAAUGGCCACCCCACCAGAGGAGCAAACAAGCAAACAAAGAGAGGAGGCAGAGCCUGAGGUUUUGGCGGGAAAUUCAAAUUUCCCGCCAGCCUCAGGGAUUGGGCAAGGAAAAGGAAGUGGGGAGGCCAUAGGGGCGGAGUCACCGACACAGAGGGAGGAAGCCACUCCCGAACAACAAGAAAAUGAAGUGGACAUGGAAAGUGGAGAGGAGGAAAUGGCUUCCUCCCUCGAAACCGUCUCUGAGGUGAGUGUGUCGACUAGUGGGAGUGAAACUGAUGGUUCACUCCCAAAUGCUCAAGUGCAGAAAAGAACUGCGAGAUCUUCUCUGUCUGAUACGGAGGAGAAAAGGCUGAAGGCAUCGCAUCGGCUAGAUAGUUCUCCACCGGAAGAUCUAGACCGUCAGGUUUGUUUCAGAGUGGUUGGAUGCUCUGGAGGGAGUGUAAUGUUCAAGUGCAUGAGCUCAAACCAGAGAAAGUCUUAUGAUCAGUUUAAAGGAAAGUAUUUCUGCAGAAACAGAGACUGUACGACAGGAAUCAGUACUGAGACUCAGCACUGCUGGUAUUAUAACGGGAGAUUCGCUCUGUAUGACGAUGAAAACAGCAGAUUCUUCACAGUGUUCAUCAGGAACCUCAGCAGAGAGGAUGAUGGGAAAUACACAUGUGGAGACAACCAGAUAUGGAGUCAUGAUGUUGAUUUAGUGGUGAACAGAAACUCUUCUUCUUGUGGGAUGUUUGUUAUCCGAUCUGCAUAUUUUGGUCAAACGAUCACUUUCAACUGUAAAUAUGAUCAUAAGUUCAAAACACACACCAAAGUCUUCUACAGAGUGAACGUGGAUCCUGUGCAUGUGCUGAACAGCUCUCAAUCAUCACAAUCAUCUGAGGAGAAGUUCAUCCUGACUGACAGACAGAAAGAUCACUUUACUGUGACCAUCAGAGACAUUUCUGCAGAGGAUGAUGGAGUUUAUUUAUGUGGAGUGGAGAGAGACGGAUCAGAUAAACCACCUUCAGAAACAUCAAUUACUCACAUCACCUUCAUUAAAGAGAUUGAGCUGAAUGUUUAUAGUCAAAUAACUUCUGUCCAGGUUCAGGCCUACAUCAGUAAAUCAGUCUUCAUCACGUGUAAAUUUCCACAAGUAUUCAAAGAAAACAAGAAAUUCAUCCAGAAAGAUUCAUCACAGAAGAUCCCUGUUGAUGAACAGAAGCAAUGGAUCCGUCAUGAUAAAGUGCACAUGUAUGAUGAUACCAGUAAAGGACUGUUGAAGGUUUUUAUCAGUGAUUUAACUGCAGCUGAUGAAGCGACGUACAGAUGUGGAGUGAAUACUGCUGAUGACGAUCUGUUCACUGAGAUCAAACUGACAGUCAAUCAAGUUGAUCAUUUUCGUGAAUUGAGUAAAUCAGUUGCUAUUAUUGGAGAAAGUGUGAAACUGACCUGUAAUUACUCUGAGAAACACGAGACCAUCAAACACAUCUGCAAAGAGAACGAGGAGAAGAUCUGUCAGAACAUCAGUUCAUCAGAGAAGCAGCGCUUUGAGUUUUCUGAGAGUACAGCAGGAGUUUUUACAGUGAGCAUCAGUAAUGUGAGGCUGAGAGAUGCUGGAGUUUACUGGUGUGGAGCAGAAACCAGACACACGCAUCUGACUUCUGUUUCUCUCAUCAGUAAACACGAACUGACUUUAUCCAUGCCUCCAGUGAUCAGACGUGAAGGAGAUUCAUCUGAGAUCAGAUGUCCUUAUGAUGGAAACCACACAAAAGAAAUAAAGCUUCUGUGCAAAGGAAAUUGUUCCACUAAAGAUGCUCAAAAUAUCAUUCGAUCAGAUGAAGAUCAUGUUAAAAAACCAAAGAUUUCAGUAAAGGACGACACUGAACUCAAUCUCUUCACUGUGAACAUGGCUGACCUGAGAGCAGAGGAUGCUGGGAAAUACUGGUGUGCAGUGAAAGAUGUGUUUAACCUUCCCUUUGAGCUCAUGAUCAUCAUGAAGGACGCGGUCACUCAUGAAGCGCCUGUCGGAGGAUCAGCGUCCAUCAGCUGUAAACACAUCAGGAAUCACAGUCAGAGGUUUUUCUGCAGAGGAGAUCAGCCGAAUAUCUGCAUCAGAGACGGAGUUCGUGUUUCAUCGAGUAACAGCACAAACAGCAGAUUCUCUCUUACAGAAGAAAUCUCUGCUGGAGUCUUUACUGUGAAGAUCAGCGAUCUGAGAGCAGAGGAUUCUGGGAAAUACUGGUGUGCAGAGGAGAGUUCUGGAUCCUUCAUAUUCACUGAAGUUCAGCUACAUGUGACCAGAGAAAUGACGACAUCUGACACCAAAAGAGAAACUUCCCAGGAAAAGCCUGAUGUUUCUUUUGUUCACACAACCAUCAUUUCAUCAGCGGAGAGAAGACAGACAGGGGAUCAUGAAACGGCUCAAGAAGACUUUCAGGACGCCAGACGCCACACAGAUCCUGAACCAACUCAUCUCUAUUCAACUGUACAGUCAACCACAAUCCCCUCUGAUACACAAAAUCCAAUUUACUCCACAGUACAGUCACCCACAAUCCCCUCUGAUGGGCUCCUGUAUUCUUCCAUCAGUUUCCAGAAGCGUGAAGAGUCUCUCAGUGACGCUACAGUCAGAUUCAGAAAAGAGGAGAUUCACUGUGAAUAUGCAUCUGUCAAUCACAGCAUCUCACCAAAUUAA
This is a messenger RNA of Onychostoma macrolepis, 2952 nucleotides long. RefSeq lists its product as uncharacterized. Lineage: Eukaryota; Metazoa; Chordata; Actinopteri; Cypriniformes; Cyprinidae. Gene Ontology annotation, molecular function: zinc ion binding; nucleic acid binding. The record is from RefSeq and is a predicted model, not a curated record. The transcript has 10 exons. Bases 1 to 2952 code for a protein of 983 amino acids.